AGGUUCACACGCUCUUACUAUCCAUCAGCUUUACAUCACCCUUGGUCACCAGCACUUGUACAUUUGUUUCUACGCUCUAUCAACUACACAGUUUUUUAUGUUGAGCCAGUGUUGGAACAGAUGCGGAUUGCAGAACUACACCAGAACGGCAUUUCAAUUAUAGUUGCGCUGCAAGAAUCAGAAAGAUAA
Molecule: messenger RNA, 189 nt
Organism: Amoebophrya sp. A120
Lineage: Eukaryota; Dinophyceae; Syndiniales; Amoebophryaceae
Source: the annotation of a GenBank genome assembly